GCAGAGCAGCCGCCGGGGAGUUGCGUCUGCGUUCGCCGAGGGAACAUGCUGCUGCAGUGGCUGCUGGCCUCGCGUUGCCAAACGGCGCCUGGAAGCCACACGCGGUGGACGGCUGGCUAAACCACAGCCCUUGGCGGCUGCUGGCCAGGGACCUUAGCGAGCGUUUCUCCUUUGGCGUAGCUUCCUUUCCUCCCUCCUCCCGCGGAUGCUGUAGCUUCUCCGCCUCUUCCUGGGGAUCAUGGAGGGAUCUCUCUUUGGCAUCCUUGCGGAGAACCUGCCAAGCGGCAGCGGCGGCCAGGAACGUCCGAUCCUGGGCUGAGGAGACGAAAGCUACCCUCCCACCUUCUAGCGGGACUCUGUACGGAGAUGAGGCACUAACUGGAAGGCUUUGCCCCUUUGCCUUGUACUUUUUACUGGUUGCUAUGGAGACCAAGGAAGAAAAAAAAGAACGAAAGCAAAGCUACUUUGCCCGUUUGAAAAAGAAGAAGCUUGGUAAACAAAAUGCAGAUAUGCCACCUCCAAACACCUGUGGAAUUCAUACGUGUAAAACUCAGACUGGAAAAGGUGAUGGGGGCAAAAUCAUUUUAGAACAAACAAACAGUUCUCAAGAAAACUACAAGCAUUCUGCAGAAAAGGAGGAUCAUGAGAAAAAAAAGAAAAAGAGCAGUCAACCAAAAGAUAUUAGGCGCACUGAUCUUAAACGAUACUACAGCAUUGAUGAUAAUCAAACCAAAACCAAUGAGAAGAAAGAAAAAAAAAAGGUCUCUCAGAAACCCCAUGGUACAAUUGAAUACACGGCUGGAAUCCAAGACACCUUAAACAGUAUAGCCCUGAAGUUUAACAUCACUCCAAAUAAACUUGUGGAACUCAAUAAGCUUUUCACACACACAAUUGUUCCAGGCCAGGUGCUGUAUGUGCCAGGUACUACAAAAGUAACUUCCUCAACUUCUGGUACUCCUGUUUCACCUUCAUCAUCAGAUGCAGAAUAUGAUAAGCUUCUGGAUGCUGAUUUAGCAAGAAGGGCUUGCAGGCCACUUCAGAGAGUUAUGUCGUCCACCUCAGAGGAAGAUGAACCGAUGUAUAAGUUUUUAAAAAUGAACUGUCGUUACUUCACAGAUGGCAAGGGAGUAGUUGGAGGGGUCAUGUUAGUCACUCCCAACACCAUCAUGUUUGACCCUCAUAAGUCAGACCCUGUCGUCAUUGAGAACGGCUGUGAAGAGUAUGGGCUCACAUGUCCCAUGGAGGAGGUAGUUUCAAUUGCCCUGUACAACGACAUCUCUCACAUGAAGAUUAAAGAUGCCCUUCCAUCCGACAUUCCAAAGGAUCUUUGUCCUUUGUACAGGCCUGGUGAAUGGGAAGAUCUUGCUUCUGAGAAGGACAUCAAUCCUUUCAGUAAAUUUAAGAACAAAGAAAAGAAGCAACAGAAAAUAGACAGCUUUGUUGCUCUGAAUUCCAGACCAAUAAAAUACACAGACAAAGAGAAGUCUUCAGAUUUUGAAGUCCUGAAGUCUUCAGCAAGUCCUUCCCUAGUGACAUCCAGAUCAGUAGAAACAUCAAAGGACUCUGUUACGCCUGAAUCUUUAGAACAGAUAACUUUGAAAACUUAUACUGCAGAAAGUUCUGUAGCAAAUGUGGACUUAACCAAAGACAAUUCUCUUCUGGAGGAAGAUGGCUUUAUUGAGCUAGACAAGGCUUCAUUGCAGAUUGAUAGCAAAAUAGAUUGUAGAGAUGCCAGAUCAGUUGAUCUUCACAGGGAUCACUGCAAAAUAAAAAAGGAGGUUCAGUUGCAAGCAAGUAACAAAGACAAUUAUAAGCAACCAGUGUUAGAUUCAUCUGGGGCAAAGCAUAACGUUUCUGUGGAUGAUCUCGAUCUAGAGUCCUGUGAGAAGCUAGAUGCGAUGCCUGAAAUGAACAAGGGUGGAAGUUCACCAACCAAUAAGAUAAAGAUGACCUUGGAUGCAAACAAAGAGUUGAAUAAAGACAAGCUUAUUGAAUUUUAUUUCAGUAAUGAUAAAGAUGAAUCACAGUCUAUUGAUUACUUGCCUAAGGAUGAAAUCAAGGAAGAAAAGAACAAUGUGCCUGUGGGCUUAGACAUCACACUUAGCUCUUCAAAAUCCCAAUCCACUGAAGUUCUUGCUGUCAAAAAGGCAGGACUUGAAUCCUGCUCUGUUGCAAGAAAUGAGCCUUUGCUGGAAGCUGGCUCAGUAGCAGCAGAGAAAAAAUCAUGUGAAGGAUCAGAUACUCCUUUUCUGACAUCUCAUCUAGAUAAGAACUCUGAAAUCAGACUGUGGCUGCUGCAGAGAAUCCAAGUGCCCAUUGAAGAUAUGCUUCCUUCAAAAGAGGAAAAAAGCAAGACCCCACCAAUGUUUCUGUGCAUUAAAGUGGGCACACCUAUGAGGAAGACUUUCAUUUCCCAGCCAGCUGUGAUGGAUCAACAUUAUCAUAAAAGACAGAAGCAACCAGAGUACUGGUUUGCUGUCCCUCGAGAAAGGGUAGAUCAUCUGUAUACCUUUUUUGUACAAUGGUCACCAGAUGUAUAUGGCAAAGAUGCUAAGGAACAAGGUUUUGUGGUGGUAGAAAAGGAGGAGCUUGACAUGAUAGACAAUUUCUUCAGUGAACCCUCAACAAAAAGCUGGGAGAUUAUAACUGUGGAAGAGGCAAAACGCCGACAGAGCAUCUGCAGCUACUGUGAAGAUGAUGGUGAUGAUGAUGCUUUGCCUACCUUAAAAAACCAAAGUGCGCUUUUAGAAAACAUGCAUGUGGAGCAGCUUGCUCAGUCCCUGCCAGCACGAGUGCAGGGAUAUCCAUGGAAACUUAUCUACAGUACACAAGAACAUGGAACCAGCUUGAAAACUCUGUAUCGUAAAUCAGCUUCUCUUGAUAGUCCAGUUUUAUUAGUCAUCAAAGACAUGGAGAAUCAGAUAUUUGGGGCAUAUGCAACUCAUGCUUUCAGACUUAGUGACCACUAUUAUGGCACUGGAGAAACUUUUCUGUACACAUUCAAUCCUAUUUUCAAGGUUUUUAAGUGGAGCGGAGAAAACACCUACUUUAUUAAUGGAGAUGUUACCUCCUUAGAACUUGGUGGUGGUGGUGGCAAGUUUGGUUUAUGGUUAGAUGCUGAUUUGUAUCAUGGUCGGAGCAACUCUUGCAGCACAUUCAACAAUGAUAUCCUCUCCAAAAAAGAAGACUUUGUUGUACAGGAUGUGGAAGUAUGGACUUUUGAGUGAUGUCCUUGUUGCCUUAAACAAAUGGACUUUGGUUUACUGAGCACUCAGUGGAUGUUGAAAAUUGCAAUGUAAUUGCUUCACAGUAGAAUAGCCCUGGAAGACAGGCUGUUCCAUGGUUUCACAGGAUUUUAAGGCAAAAAUGGGAAAGACUGGUUUAUAUUUAAAAAAAAAGGCAACUUAGUUAAUACCUUACUCUUGUCCUGCCAUCAUUCCUGCAAUAUGAAUGCAAGAUGUUUAUGGAAGACAGUUGUGAUGUGUGUGUGUGUAUGUAUGUAUAUAUAUAUACAUAUAUAUAAGCUUGUUUAAAACAGUAUCAUUUUUUGUAAUUGUGAAAGAAUACUGUGGAAAAACAUAGAGCUGUAUAGUACAUUCUCUGCGUAUUUUUAUUCAGUGAAAGUGAAAACCAAAAAGAGGGAGUAGUUGCAUUACCAAAUUCUACAGCUUAAAGUGGUAGUUUACUUGACAAAGUAGUAAUUAUGUAUACAGCACUUAAAGAGAUUUUUUUAAGUAUAUUUAUUGUUUGUAAAGUAUAUUACUAGGCUGGUUUUCCUUUUAAUAUUUCAGAUGUCAGAAUUUCCUAGGAAGAUUUAUCAUUUGAAGUAAUAUCUUAAACAGUGGUGAAAAAUAAUUUGAUUUCUUAAGAGUUUUUAUAUUUUGUUUUUUAAUUUUGUAAAAACAUUUAGUCAUUUGUUCCAAUUAGUUCUGGGAUCUUGUUUUUCGGCAGAACACAUUCUGGAUUAUUUCAUACAGGUGCAUAGCUAGUGCCCUUUAUUAUUUGUUCAGUUGGAUGAUAUGCUCAGAGAGAGAGAUCCUGUUUUUAAUCGGUUAUCAAGGUAGAAAUGCCUUUGGAAAGAGAAGCUAUGUAGUUUGAAGCAGAAAAUGGACUUUUAAAGUAAUUCCCUAUAAAAACCUUUGCUAGAAAAAAAAUAUUAGCAUCAUGUUAAAUACCUGUAGCCCUUUCUUUUCUUACCUUUUCAAAUAAAAAGUUGGAUUACCUGAAUAAGAUUUUCAACCAGGUGUUAAUUCUUACUUCUUUAGCAAAAUACUUCUUUCGGAGGUAAUAAAAAACUAUUUGAAUAACAUUUACAUGUAGCCAAAGAUUUAGUGGGAGCUGUAAUUGAGAAUAUUUGUUCAUUUGGUAUGAAUAGGGCUACAAAUUAAUUUAAGCCAAAAUGUUUUUUUCUGUUUUUUGCUUCUCUCUGUGAUAAACUCUAUUCCUAAUGUUUAUAUCAAAAUAUUUGGGGCCCUUGACAUUUCUUUUAAAAAAAUCAAAUUAAAUUGACAUGUGAGUAGUGAUUUUUUAAAGUGUACUUCUGUGCAAGUGUUGAUCCUACUCUUUGUCUGCCAUGUUUUAGGUACCUUCACUAAGCAUCUGUGCAAAAUCCACCUAGUCGGUGAGCUAGUUAUAUAAGCAUGGUUCUUUUCAGCAAUGUGUCCCAUUCAUGAUGACAUUUUCAGCUAACAAGGGAAUAAUCAGGAGUAGACAUAAUACAUUAGGAUCAGUCUAAUGUUGAUGAAAUUGUGUUUUCAUUCUUUCACUCCAUAUGGACUGGUUAGAUUGCAAAAUUAAUUGUACUUUUCAAUUACCUUUUAUGUGCAGAAAUAAAAGGGAAUUUAACAGUUGUAUCUUAACUUCAUCAUGUAAGUUACUACUUGAUACAGUGAAGUGUUUACAAAACUUUGUGUACACAAUCUUAUAGGGCAAACACACAUGUUUUGGGAUAUGUACUUGCAAUGGGAAAUAUGGUGGUAAUUGAAGCUUGCUGCAGCAUGUACAUAAAACAAAGUAAAAUGUAUCUAUCCCAUGUACUGUACAAACUUAAUUCCAGCACAGAAGUAAUAGUCUUGGUCUUUAGCCUUAAGGUACCUGCUAAGACCUGGGACAUUAGCUUUUUGCAUUUCUUUCCAAUAGGUAUUCUGACCAUCUGUGCUACUCUGAUAGAUCGCAACUGUCACAAUGAGCUGCUAUUACCUAACACACUGAAACACUUUGGGGACUCUGAGAGAUAGUUUUACUGAAUGAUGGGACAUUUGCAAAUUUCAAGCAAAAGAUUUUUAGUAUCUGAAAUGUAUCAGUCCUGUUACCUGCAAUUGAUUCAUUAUAGUUGUCAGAAACAUGUGUUAUAUAUUCCAAACAGUGUUGUCCUAUCAAAAUUCUACGAUCCUUCAAAAACUGUGGAUAUUGAAUAUAUGUAAUGCAGUGCUACCGCAACAUUUUCAAAUAAAGGAAUUAAGCAUU
Molecule: messenger RNA, 5466 nt
Organism: Candoia aspera
Lineage: Eukaryota; Metazoa; Chordata; Lepidosauria; Squamata; Candoiidae
Gene: NCOA7
Product: nuclear receptor coactivator 7
Exons: 16
Coding region: 423-3227 (934 amino acids)
Biological process (GO): regulation of transcription by RNA polymerase II; response to oxidative stress
Cellular component (GO): nucleus
Source: RefSeq, a predicted model, not a curated record